Messenger RNA from Raphanus sativus (radish), 805 nucleotides. RefSeq names its product PLASMODESMATA CALLOSE-BINDING PROTEIN 5. NCBI's taxonomy places the organism in Eukaryota, Viridiplantae, Streptophyta, Magnoliopsida, Brassicales, Brassicaceae. The coding region runs from base 123 to 662 and encodes 179 amino acids. The transcript is spliced from 3 exons. The record is from RefSeq and is a predicted model, not a curated record.
GUCACGGAACUUUUAAAAACUCUUUGACUCUCUCAGAUUCACUCUUAACUCUUUCGUCUCCCUCUUCCAGAAACUGUUAGAUCUUCCAUAACCGAUCACUCACUUCUAACUCCAUCUAAAAAAUGACUGGCUACUCGCCUUCUCAGCUUCACUUCCACUUCCUCCUAAUACAUCUCUCUCUCUUCAUCACCUUCACCGCUGGGCAGUUCGGUGGACAAGUGUCAGAAGAGACAGAGCUCUGGUGCGUGGCGAAGAACAACGCAGAAGACUCUUCACUCCAAGCAGCCAUUGACUGGGCUUGUGGCCCAGGAGGCGCCGACUGCUCCGGGAUCCAGCAAGGCGGAGCUUGCUAUGAUCCGUCAGAUAUAGUGAAAACGGCGUCGUAUGUUUUCAACAACUAUUACCUGAAGAAUGGUCCCGCAGAUGAAGCUUGCAGCUUUAGUAACAACGCAGCUUUUACCUCUCUUAAUCCCAGUCAAGGAACAUGCAAACUCCCUUCAAGUAAGCAAGUGAGCAAUGGCAAUAUAGUGGAUGUGACCACUUCAACGCAGGGAACAAGCGUACAAUCCUCAGAUUUUAGCCGAGCGAAUCGGAUCUUCAGCAGCAGCUGGUCGUUGCCAUUCAUCAUCUUAGCUCACAUUGUGAUCAAUCAUCAUCUUUAGCAAUCGUCUGGUUAUUGAAGCUAACCUUUUUUGUAUCAAAAUUUAUCUUUUUGCUAGAUAUAAAUAUUGUUUCUUUACACAAAAUAUUCCACACAAAAAGAAAAACAGAGUUUCAAUGGUAUAAUAUAUAAAAUAAAAAGAUU